GCCAAACUAGGAGCAUAGGAAACGCGGAGCAAGAGCAGAAGAGCCAGCAGCCGAGCAGCUACACACGGCGCGGGGGUUCGGCCAAAAGAGUGGAGCGCUUAUAUAGUGUGGAUACUCUCUCGCUAUCGGAACGAAUAGCUUUCCAUACUAGUCGACGGUCUCUAUUCGAAGACAAGUCCUCCUCGUCGACGGCUCAGCGGCUUGACAUUAUCCAUCCCCCCCACCACCACCACCAUCACCAAAGAAAACCCCGGCGCCAUAACGUUACAGUUUGUCCUUUGGUCAGUCAAGUUAUACAAGUAACCAAAAAGUUCAGGGAAAGGCCAAAACAAUCAAUCCAAAAGUCAAGAGAGAAAGAGCUAGAGAGAAAGAGUAACAAGUGUUUUUUUGAUUGCCAAUCUUCAACUCUCAGCCGUGACAGCAGCUCCCGCACAAACAAAAGGGCCAAUUAAGCAGCGUAAAGAUUGCCGGAAGAGGAAAAGAGGAAGAAGAAGCUGAAGAAGAAAAUCAAAGAAGGCGCUGCUGUCUCUCGUUAAUCUUUGGCACAUCGACAACAAUCGACACACGAGUCUCGCAUAUAAUGCAGUUGUUUGGAUGGACCCUUCAUUCUUGCUGGAUGCUGCUGACAGUCAUCUCUGUCUGCUGUUGCGUCGACAUCGGCUCCUCCUCAGAAAUCAAUGAGGAAGUCAUGGAAGAGCAGCCGUGGAUCUGGAACGAAUUCAAGCUGGCGGGAGCUGCCCGUAAGUUUCACUCGAUCCUGGACAACGGCGGAUCGGACGACGAGGACAACGACAACAACGCCGUCGCCAUUAGUGACAGAGCGGCGGCCGCAUCGGGCCCAUCGCGGGCCUCAAUACUAUCGGCGGCCAGGCCAUCUUCAGCCAUCUUCGCGACAGCUUCGAAUUUCAGAGACAAUCAACAGCAGCAGGAGGAAGAAGAGGAGGAGUCACAACAACAAAAACAACAAGAGCAGCAGCAGCAGAGGGCCGGAGCUAUGACUGCCGAUAGUCCCAACGUCUUAGACGACUACGUCUACGAGGAUCGUCCGCUGAUGACUAAAUACGCGCUGAUGGCCGACGGCGAGCCGGCCCAAUACUACGGCAAACUAACCAGCAAUUUGAAAAGAUCUCAGCAGCCGGCGCCAUUCAACCCGCCGGUGACCGGCAAGCGCCGUCAAAAGCAGCAACGUAAUUCGAUGACUCUCUCCUCCAAAUCUUCAACAGGGGGAGCCGACGCCGAGUCGUCGGUUGCGUCACAGCAGCAGCAGCAGUCGUCGUUGUCUACUUCAUCAUCAUUGGCGGCGGCUAAUAUCGGCCGGGACUCGGAGCCUCGAGUUUUGCCCCUCUUGGGUUUCCAUUCAGCCGUCAACAAAAUCAACAGGCAGAAGGAAUCCCUUCUCAAGAAAAUCCUUCGGCAAGCCGCUCGACGUCAGUCAAUGAAGAGGAGCCCCAACUGCAUGCGGAAAUGCAUUGCCCAGGGCUUACUACAUCCGGCCCAGUGUCACUCGCUGUGCUAGCCGCCCACAGACGCGACUGGCAAGAUUGGAAAACAACAACAACAAAAUGACUUUGCAAAAAUAAAAUACAGACGACUGCGGAAUGAAUACCACGGGAGGAGGAAGACACCGGAUAUUGCGGCUGCUGAAAAAAAAUAAAAAAAUAAAAAAAAGCCAAAAAUAAAAAGAGAAAUAAAAAAAAAAUUACUAGUGUGCGCUCAUGACGCACAUUCUCAAAUCCUCCCUCAAUUCCUAGCUCUCCACCCCCACCACCACUACUACCCGUUUUGGCGCCCCACGUAUAUUAAACCACGUCAUUUAUUUCUUCUUCUUCUUCAUCAUCUGUUUUCGUCUCCUCUCCCAAGAAUCUGUGAGAACCCGAUAUCGUUUGACAACUGGUUCUCUCUCUCUCGCUCUCCUUCUAAUCUUUCCAACUCUCGUUUCAACAUCGGGCUUUAUAUAAACUUGAUCAAUAAGAGUUAAUUGCCCUAUCUGUGUUGAUAUUACAUCAUAGCUCUUGUUUCCUGGAAGAAAAAAGACAAAAAACGUUUACCCCCACACACACCUCUCCUCCCCACCACCCUCACCCUCUGUAUCGAUGUUUACUACACGCAUAUAAAAGAAAAAACAAUUUAAGCAUAUUAUAUUAUAACGUGCCCUGACAACCCCCAGCCCGAAUUCGUCACCACCACCACCACCACCACUCGAUAUAUUUACUUAUAAUUAUACAUUUACCUGUCGUUUAUAAUGAGAAGAAGACUAAAGAAAAAAGAAAAGGAUCUUUCUCUUCGGCUUACGUACACCCCCUUUAUUUGUUUUCCUUUUUCCACCCAUUAUGAUUAUGAAUUAACCCCCCCCAUAGACUUUCAAACAAUGUUUCAUGGAUAAAAAUCUUUUAACUAUUAUAAUCCUACAUAAUUCGAUCAAAAAAUACAUUAAAUAACGAGAGCAACA
Molecule: messenger RNA, 2449 nt
Organism: Daphnia pulicaria
Lineage: Eukaryota; Metazoa; Arthropoda; Branchiopoda; Diplostraca; Daphniidae
Product: transcriptional corepressor SEUSS-like
Exons: 4
Coding region: 581-1516 (311 amino acids)
Source: RefSeq, a predicted model, not a curated record